ACAGCACAGUUGGAUCUUAGAUUCGGAGUUGAGAGCAAUAAGAUCCAAAGCAGAUUAGAAAGUCGAAACACGACUUGACUGAAAAAUAAAUAAGAGAGUCGAAACACAACUCGGUAGAGAGGAUAGUACGGUCCUUGAAGAGUAAAAAAAACAAUAUCCAAAAUUAAGGGAGAGAAGAAAAUAAGGAAGAGAGAAUCCACUAAGAAUUGUACGACCAAAGGACCAAAGUGGACCAGCAAAAAGCACUAUGGACCACCAACUAUUUUUCAAUGCAAAUCUCACUUUACUUUUAGUGAGAGAGAACGAAUAGGAGAAAGAGGCAACUUUCUUUCUUUGACCGUAAUAGAUAGGGAGAGCUACAAGGAAAGAGAGAGAGAGAGAGAGCUAGAGAGAGACUGAGAGAGAUCUAGAGAGAGAAACAAAGACGGAGUUGAGAGAGGGAGCUAAAAGAAAGGCAAAGCGAAGAGAAACAAAGAAAAUAGGUAGAGGAGAAAACAGGAAGAGAAGGUCAGAUUUAGGAAGCAACUCGGAGAGAUACGACCCACAAAAGAAGCAACAGAGAAGAAAAAUAGAAGAGAUGCAGAUGGCAGAGAUUCUCUCAGGCGCAGAUGAAAUAGAGGGUAGAUCCAAGUGAUGGCAGAGUUUUGCAGGGUGGCAAUUUUAGGGAUUUCAAAGUAGAGGUGGUAAUUUUAGGGAUUUCAAAGCAGACGUGGUUUCAGAUCCGGAUGUGGUUUAAGAAUCGGAUGAGGAUGAAGAAAAUCAGAGAUUCAAAUCAGGUUUCAGGAGGAUCUUUCAGAGGCCGGUUAAUUUCAGAUGUAGUGGUUCGGGGUGUUUCAGAUCUGAUGGUUUCCAAAGAUAGUUUUUAGAGGCAAAGCGGUGAUCUGAUUUGGAGGUUUCAAAGACGGGUUUUAGAGGGUCGAUUUCAAAGGCGGGGCAGAUUUCAGUGUUUUCCUGAGCAUCCGAGGGGUGAAUUGCACAGAGGUAGAACAUGAAUUUCAUAUCUGGUUGGGGUGAAUUGCACAGAGGUAGAACACGAAUUUUAUAUCUGGUUGCGACACGAACACAUACCAGGCUCCAGAAUUUUAUAUCUGGUUGAGAAAAUACUGAAUGUUACUAUGUUAAAGCUCUGUGACUUUGAAAGAGAUGGAUCUGACAGAGUAGAGAGAGAAUGGGAGAGAGAGAAGAAAGUGGGUAUUACUUGGUUUUGUGAAUAGAGAGAUGGGUAUUACUGGUUUUGUGAAAUGUUAAAGGGUGGAAUGUUGCAGGUGAUAUUACGAGGGGAGAGAGAGCGAGAAGAAAAUGGGUAAUGGUUUCAGUUUAAGUCAGACAGCAGUUCCAAUUCCAUUUUAGAGAGGGAGAGAGUGGAUAAUGGUAUUCGUGAAAUGGAGAGAGAGAAAGAUUUGGUCCUGAAGAAGCCAGAGAAGAGAGAGACUGGAAGCAAUAUACAGAAGGCUUUACAUUUGCAGAAGCCAGAUCUAACGUGCGAGCUCAAAUGUGUGAAUCUGAAGCCGAGCUCAUAUCCGGCAACCUCAGAUCUGAGGUUGAGGCUAUGGCUCUGAUACCAUGUUGGAAUACUGUUUCUAUUAUUCCAUAGACUUUACUCGCAUUGGGAAUUUAGACAUGAAUAUACGAACACGUAACUGUUCACAGUUAUACAGUUUCUAUAACUGAUCACAGUUCCAGUUAUACAGUUUCUAUAACUGAUCACGGUUCCUAUAACUGUUCACAAAAGGUACGAGCUUCUGUCACCCUGUUCAUAGGAAACCAUCGUCUUUUCUCCCAUGAAGCCAACUUAUACUUCCCCUUGUGCGUAUUCACAAUGCGCUUGCUAACCCAAAUGGUUUUAUCAAGAUACAUGAUUCAAAGGUUUUGUAGUCCACUUCAUGGAUUCCCUCUCGCUAGAUUUAGUAACAUAUUCAACCCCCAUAUUGUCCUAAUCCUUAGGCCCUUCCAUGAAAUAAGAAGCAGUGUUGCUCAAAUUUUCACUCAGGAAAGUAGCCCAAAAGACAUUUUCUCUUCAUUUUCUAGACGGAGAGUAUCAAAUAAUGACCCAAAAUCGAAAGUUUCUAUGGAGAGAGAUGAGGCCCUUAAAGAUGCUCCAAAAGCUGAUGCUUUUCGUGAUAAAAUGAAAAAUUUCAGAGAUGCUGAAACGGUAACAGGGAUAUGCGAUAUGCUGAGGAAAGGUGGGAAUUGGGACGAUUUAAGCUUGUGUUUUGGAGUGAUUAAUUUGAAUGAGGCCAUUAUCGAACAUGUAUUGCUCAAUUUAAAAGAGCUCAAUGAGGCAAAACUUGCAUUGAGUUUCUUUCACUGGUCCUCUCUUUGUAAAAAGAUCGAUCAUGGCCUCAGCACAUACUGUAUCAUUGUUCACAUUCUUGUUCGAUCUGAGUUAUUUACUCACGCUCAAGCCCUUUUGGAAUCUGCCGUGAAAAAGCAUUGCAUUGAGGAUUUUGGCUUUCCCAAGCUAUCUGAAUCUCUUCUAGGCACUUAUUACAUCACUGGAUCGAGCUUUCGAGUUUUUGAUUUUCUUGUUCAAACAUAUGCAAGAUUGCGAAUGUUUGAUGAAGCUAUAAGUUCUUAUUCUUUAUUGGAGAAGUAUGGGUUUUCUCCCAGUAUUGUAACUUGGAACAUUCUGUUAAAUUUUGUGCAAAAAUCGAAUCAAAGCACAAUAGUUUGGAGAAUUUAUGAAGAUAUGCUUAUGAGAAGAACUUACCCCAAUGUGAUUACUGUUAGAACAUUGACUAAUGAGUUAUGUAAGGAAGGAAAAUUGCAGAAAUUCUUGGACCUUGUGAACAUGAUUCAAAGAGAGAGAUGUGAUUCUGGUGUGAUAGUUAAUGUAGCUCUGAUUGAUAAUAUGUUUCGAGAGAAAAAAUGGGAUCAAGGUAUUGUCUUUUUAAGGAGAAUGGUUCAAAAGAAUAUGAUCCUUGAUAAAGUUGCUUAUUCAUUGAUAAUAAAUGGGUUUUGUGAGAAAGGAGACUUGGUUAGGGCAAAUGAGAUGCAUGAGGACUUCCUUAAGAAAGGGUUCCCUUCAAACUCAUUUACCUGCACUUCAUUUAUUGGUUUAUAUUGUAAGGAAGGUAAGUUUGAAGAAGUAAACCGAUUAAUGAAGGAAAUGGUUUCAGAAGGUUUGAAACCAUAUGACAUGACUUACAAUUUUUUAAUUGAGGGAUUAUGUAAGCUUGGGAAAUUAGAGGAGAGUUUAAAUUUUUAUGAAGAAAUGAUAAGAAUGAAGUAUUUACCCAGUGUAUGUACUUUCAAUGAGCUUGUUUUCGAGCUCUGCAAAUUGGGUAAGGUAGAUAAGGCUAAUGGCCUAUUAACUGAUCUUCUAGACAUGGGUUUUUCGCCUGAUGAAAUAACUUACUGUCUUCUUAUUGAUGGAUACAACAGAGAGGGUCGUACUAUCCAAGAAGCCCUUAAACUGUAUUAUGAGAUGGAAUUUAAAGGCCCUUCACCUGGUCACAUGGCUUAUAGCUUGUUGAUUGGGGGUCUAUGUAGGUGGGGAAAGGUGAAGGAAGCGGAGAAGUUUUUAAAAGUUUACAGAGAUAAAUUAUUAUCUCCAACAAAGAGUAUCUAUAAUACAUUGAUUAUUGGGCAUUGUGAAAGUGGGAACAUAGAAAAGGCUCUUUAUUACUAUGAUGAAAUGAUCAGGGAUGGAUUGGUUCCUGAUUCUCGUACUCUCCGAGCGCUUGCAGAGCUAGCUAACAAAGACAACACUUUGCUUAUUGUGAAUGAGGUAUUUGAUGGCCUAGCUAACAUUUAGUUAUUUGUUUUCAUUUGUUUAUUAAUUAAAAUGAGUUGUUUAUGAAACUUUAUGUGUUUUGGUAGUUCACUUGUGAAUAGCUUGUAAAGGGAAUGAAGGAAUUCAUCACCAUGGAUAUAAUGUAAAUGGGUAGUAUUUAUUAAAAAAGGUAAAUAAAGAACUCUUGAUGCGGUGUAUUCUUU
This is a messenger RNA of Amborella trichopoda, 3939 nucleotides long. RefSeq lists its product as uncharacterized. Gene Ontology annotation, molecular function: mRNA binding; protein binding. The record is from RefSeq and is a predicted model, not a curated record. Lineage: Eukaryota; Viridiplantae; Streptophyta; Magnoliopsida; Amborellales; Amborellaceae.